CAUUUUAUGACCAAAUGUGAAUCAUCAUUUGGAAAGAAACAAAAAACAAAAAAAUUUCUGGUUACAUCCAUUAUCCAAACCAAAAAAAAAAAGAUUUCCAUUAUUGAAUCAUUCGAAUUGUCAAAAAAAGAAAAGAUUUACUUUUUAAGAUUUUAGAUUUUGAGAAAGACUAAUUCUAUCUUCCAACAAAAUGCAAAACAAUACGAAUGAUGGUGAAAAAUUUGAACAAACACAAAGUUCAACUAAAUCAUCAUCAUCAUCAAAUAAUGAAAUUUUUCAUCUUGAUACCAAUGAUGAACAACCAUCAUCAUCGUCUUCACCAUCAUCAUUUUCGAUGAAAUCUUCAACGGCUGGACGUAAAAAUGGUUUCAACGAUGAUGAACGUGAUGAACAUGAACAUCAUCAUCGUAAAGAAUUUCAUAAUAAUGAUGAUGAUGAUACUGAUAAUAAACGACAACGUCCAACACCAUCAUCAUCGUCGAAUAAUCCUUCCAGUACAAAUCAAAUGCCUAUAUUCGGUAUUACACCACCGAAUUUUGUUUCAUUCGAAGAAAUUAUGAAAACAGCAAACGAAAUGAAUCGUAUGGCAUUAGUAAAUGAAAUUGUAUUGAAUAAAGAUUUUAAAUUAGAACGUAAAGAAGAAUCAUCAUCAUCAUCAUCAACAACAACAACAUCACCAUUAUCAAAACUUGAAUCAAAUGUACGUGAAACAAUGAAAAAAGCAUUCUGGAAUAUUCUGGAAGAACAAUUAGCUGAACAGCCACCAAAUUAUCAACAAGCAAUUUCAUUAUUAAAUGAAAUAAAAGAAACAUUAUUAUUAUUUUUAAUGCCACAACAUGUACAGCUUAAAAAUGAAAUUGAUGAAAUAUUGGAUAUUGAAUUGAUUAAACAAAAAGUUGAAAAUGGUAUUUUUGAUUUUCAACGUUAUUCACAAUAUAUUUUAUCAGUUUGUUCAAGACUUUGUUGUCCGGUUCGUGAUGAAAUGAUUAAAAAAUUGACCGAAAUUAAAGAUAUGAUACCAUUGUUUAAAGGAAUAUUUGAACUUCUUGAAGUAAUGCGUUUAGAUUUUGCCAAUUUUUAUAUUCAACAAUUCCGUCCACAUAUACAAUUAGCAUCGGUAGAAUAUGAACGUGAAAAAUUUAAAAAUUUAAUCGAAGCACAUCAAAAAUAUCAAAUCGAUGUACUUGAAUAUACCAGUAAAUGGAUACGAAGAAAUUAUGAAUGUUUAGAUCUAUCGCAUGAAACAGAUAUGAAAAAAUUAUUCAAUAAAGUAUUAAUUUCAUCAUAUAUUGAUCUACUUCAAUGUUUAAAUCCAUCAUUCAAUUGUUAUAUGAUUAAUAAUAGUGAUGAACAAAAAACCGAAGAUGAUUAUCCCGAAACAUUAUUAUUGAUUCGUAAUCGUAUCGAUUUGGUUCGUGAAAAAAUUUUCAAAGUAACAUUGAUUAGUAGUGUUUUUGUUGUUACAUUUGCCGCUAUUGGUGAACCAUUACAAUCGAUUAAAGAUUUUCGUUUAAAAUUAAAACAAGAUUUAGAAGCAAUAAUGAAUACAUCUAGUGGUGAUGAUGAACAACAACAAAAAAUUCCAUUACAAUAUUUGAAAUUAAAUGAUCUAAAAUCGAUGCUUACAUCGAUAUCCAUACAAGUACGAACAUCGAUUGAAAAAGCAUUAAAUGAUUAUCAAGCACCUGGUUUAAGUGAAACAAAAUUAGAUUCACUUAAAUAUCAGAUAAAUGAACUAUCAACACCAGGUAAUCGUAUUCGUUCAGUUAUGGAAAGACGUAUACUUGAAUUUAUUGAACGUGUUAUACAAUCACCAUCAUCACAAACAGCUGCACCGAUACAGGUUCCAAGCGGUUUAAGUACAUUUGCUAACGAAUUAAUACAGAUUGCAAGUGAAUUUACACGUUUUGUUUCAUAUAAUCGUGCCGUUUAUUCACCAUAUUAUACAAAAAUUAUUGCCGAAAUUGCCGGACCAACACAUUUUAUUCCACAGAAUGAAUUGAAAACAAUUGAAAAAUCAUUCUAUGGCUAGUCCAUCUGACAACUGAAUCACUGGGCAUAUAUUCUUUUUGAUAAACUUUCUUAUAUAUUAUUCAUUAUCUUUCGCUGUUUCAAUUAUUGUAAUUUCUAUUAUUUUC
This is a messenger RNA of Dermatophagoides pteronyssinus (European house dust mite), 2138 nucleotides long. RefSeq names its product T-complex protein 11-like protein 1. The record is from RefSeq and is a predicted model, not a curated record. Gene Ontology annotation, biological process: signal transduction. NCBI's taxonomy places the organism in Eukaryota, Metazoa, Arthropoda, Arachnida, Sarcoptiformes, Pyroglyphidae.